CUUAGCGCAUCAUACACCUUUUGGUAGCGACUGGUCACUACAGAGUCGGUAAGCACUACGCAGCCACAACAGUUGGCAUAGAGCAGGCUUCAGUCACCGGAUCAAAGUCUCCAACGAGGUGUGUGUAUCGGCGGCCUCUAAGGACACUGAAGAUCUCUUCUAGUAUGUGUUGUCACAUCUCUGAACGAUCGUUGACACACGACGAUUGGAAGCUCGUUUUUCUCCUACUGAAGAUCUGCCUUGCUGCGACUACUCAGGCCACGGUCUUUCAUACCUGCUUUUCAUUUGGGCAACAGCGGAGAACCUGGCACCAUCUCACACUUGUAGUCAAAGUGGAAAAACUUAUUGCAGCCACUCAAACUCAUGUCCUGGUUCUUUUUCCUAAGCAUCUGAAUCUGCUUGAGGGUUGCUUAUAAUGUCAAGCUCGCAGCGGCGUUCAUUCUGAUAAAUAUGACCUGGAGGGGACACUUCGCUCAUAGGAAC
Molecule: messenger RNA, 483 nt
Organism: Colletotrichum phormii
Lineage: Eukaryota; Fungi; Ascomycota; Sordariomycetes; Glomerellales; Glomerellaceae
Exons: 1
Coding region: 165-416 (83 amino acids)
Source: RefSeq, a predicted model, not a curated record